AUGACCGAGCGAUCCUUGUCAGAAAAUGUGAAGCCCUCAAAACAGCGUACCAAAACAUUUACCGGCUGUUGGACGUGUCGGACCCGCCGAGUGAAGUGUGACGAGGAACACCCCCAUUGUCGUCGCUGCAGACGCAGUGGUUGGCAGUGUCAAGGUUAUGGCGUUCGUCUGGAGUGGUCGCAAACGCCAGGGAUUCGAGCUCAGCGUCGCCAAUUACGCUCUUCAACCCCAAUACCCACUCAUGACUUAUCUUCUACCGCCGUAACGGCUCUCUUGGCGGAGCUGGACGGAUGCUCUACCAACGGCGGUGCCCAGCAACGAGGACCUUUCUCGGUGUUCUCCGCUUCCUGCUCUGGCUCUGAUAAUCUCAAGUCUUCAAAAUCUCUUGAUUAUUCAACGAGUAGUUCUCCUUCGCAGGUCGAUGGAGAGGAUCUAGUCGAAUCAUUUUCUCAUCCCCUUGACCAAGAUUCAUCAGUGGCUAAUCCCGGAGAGGGAGAUGAAAACAAAACAUUGCAGUCGGUUGAACUUCCUGGGAAACUAUUCUUGUCUCUAACAGACAGGCAACCCGUGCAGAAUGAUACCAGCAUCACUCUCAUGCCAAUUAUCAAUGUGCUGUCAAAUUCAGACCAUAUCCAGGCCUCUGAAGAGUUCAAACCUCUAUCUGAGCCAAUGAUAACCCCGAGACUGCCAUCGAUUAGAUCAAUUACUCCAUUGCAGAUCCCCCGACCAGAGAUUGAACUCAUACAUCAUUGGGUAGUCUUUUUGAGCGGCAACAUGCUGUUGAUUGACACACCGGAUAACCCUUGUCGCACCGUCUUCAUGCCAUUGGCAUUGAAGGGACUUGAAAGUCAAGAAUCAAGUAUUCAUCUAUCCAUAUUUCACGCAAUAUGUGCAUCUUCAGCAUUCAGCCUCUAUCAUCUCCGCGGUGAUCAUCAGUACCAGUCGGUUGCCAUGCGCCAUGAUCAACUUGCAUUGUCUCAUUUGCGACAGAAUCUCCAGCGAGCAAAACGUCUCGAUGAACCAACUCUAGCUGCGGUUUUAACGUGCAUCACUGCUGAGGCAAUGUCAGGAAGACGGAGUCGAUGGAGAGCUCAUGUGGCUGGUGGACUCGGCCUGUUGGAGAAUGAGAUACACGGUGGUUGGAUACGAGGCCCAACGGCAUCCCGAUUACUUCAAAGCUACCUCUCACUUUCUUCAUUAUGCAGCUUACCAAUGUCUACCCAACUUAUGGCUCUGCUUAAUGGGCCAGCUGAGCUACGCCACUAUCUGGAACGUUCCCAUGGAAUUACAGCCCCAUUAGUUCAGUUCCUGGCGCGGAUCACUACAAUCAUCGAUUCUAAUGCGAAUCUCUCUACGGAAGAGUUGGAUCGCCUCGAACUUCAACUUCACCUCAACUUCCCAUCCCUUUCAGCGCCGGAUGAGCCUGAGUCAAUCAUCAUUCAGCAUGCACUGAACUCUUUCUAUUAUGCAUCGAUUAUUUGCUUCCGUCGGACACUCCGUCAUGCUCCUCUCUGUGACGUCCAGGACUUGGUUGAAAAGGCAGUUCAAGAGCUUGAAGCCAUGGAGAGCUUGACUCAUGGUAAAAAGGGCGGUUGUGCAUACAACUGGGCUAGCUUUGUUGUUGCAGCUGAAUGUCAGAGACCCAACCUACAAGCUAGGAUGAUAGCCUAUUUCGAUCGCAAAGGCCGUCAUGGGAUUCAGAAUAUUAAAAUGCUUUGCGAAAUUGUCAAGGCCCUCUGGCAGCGACGCGAGGGAACAUCUCGGGAAAUAAAAUGGCAGGAAAUCGCCAAUGAGGCUGAUUUCGAUAUUAUGAUUGUAUAA
This is a messenger RNA of Penicillium malachiteum, 1821 nucleotides long. RefSeq names its product Zn(II)2Cys6 transcription factor. Bases 1 to 1821 code for a protein of 606 amino acids. Gene Ontology annotation, molecular function: zinc ion binding; DNA-binding transcription factor activity, RNA polymerase II-specific; transcription cis-regulatory region binding. NCBI's taxonomy places the organism in Eukaryota, Fungi, Ascomycota, Eurotiomycetes, Eurotiales, Aspergillaceae. Gene Ontology annotation, cellular component: nucleus. The transcript has a single exon. The record is from RefSeq and is a predicted model, not a curated record. Gene Ontology annotation, biological process: positive regulation of transcription by RNA polymerase II.